GCGUCCUUAGCCUUCUGGCUAACAGCUCUGAGAAGAUGGCAUCCCCGGACCAACCUGACCACCAAAAUCAGAACGCUGCUCCAGCCAAAGACGCGGCUCCAAGAGAAGCGCUGAUUGUCACGGCAGUGAGGUUUCUACAAAACCAGCAAGUUCGUCAAAGCCCCCUGGCGACCAGAAAAGCUUUCUUGAAGAAAAAAGGUCUGACUGAUGAGGAGGUUGAUCUGGCUAUCGAGCGGUCCGGUAGUACGGAGGAGCCUCUGACUGUCGCCGUUCCCAGACCUGCACACAUCGCUCACCCUGUUCCACUGGCCCCGUACAGUCCCUCAGGUUACAGAUGGAGAGACUACAGUGCCCUGGCUGUCAUCCUGGCAGGAAUGGCCUUUGGCUUCUAUCAUCUCUACCGGAAAUACAUCCUUCCCUUCAUUAUGGGCAGCAAAGAGGACAAGAAGCAUCUGCAGCGGAUCGAGAGCAACAUCGCGGAUAUGAGUGGCACGGUGACACAGACAGUCACCCAGUUGCAGAUGACCCUGGCUUCAGUGCAGGAGCUGCUGGUCCAGCAACAGAAGAAAAUACAGGAGCUGACACAAGAGCUGGCUAACUCGCAGGCCUCAUCUGCCACCAACCGCAUGCUGGAGUCUCAGAGCAUCAGUGAACUCAAGGCUGAGAUUGUGUCUCUGAAGGGUCUUCUUCUCAGCAGGAGACAGUUCCCCGCUUCACCCUCCGUUCCCAAAAUCCCAUCCUGGCAAAUCCCUCUCAAACCCGGAUCGCUGUCCAACCCGCCCUCCGUCAACCACACCAACAGCAGUAGUGACAUCUCCCCCGUCAGCAACGAGUCAACCAACUCCUCCCCUGUCAAAGAGGGCAACGGCUCGCACUGCCUGAACGGAGAAGUGGGCCUGGGCUCCAUUCUUCCUCUGGACCUGAAAGACCAGGUCCGUAUGGAAGUCCAGGGGGAGGAGGAGAAGAAAGAGGAUGAUGAGGAUGAAGACGAGGAUGACGACCUGACCCAUGCGGAUGAGGAAGACCACCUGAGCGUGCAGACAGAGGACAGGAGAGGAGGUGACGGACAGAUAAACGAGCAGGUGGAGAAGCUGCGGCGUCCAGAGGGUGCGAGCAAUGAGGGCGAGGUCGAUUAGAAAGAAACUCCGGACUUCAUCCGUCCAUUCGCUUCUCUCAGUUUCCUUACAGUUCAUUUAAGUUCUGAUAUCACACCCUAAUUGCAGUAAAACAGCUACCGUGAGCAUCAAUUAACACUGUACGAAAGCGGCAGGUUCUUUACCCUUUAGAAUUUUUAACAUGCAAACUUUCAACGUGCAAACCAGAGUGGCGGCACAAACCUUCUGCAUGCCUGAACAAGCACAGCAACAGAAAUUUCUGGAAAGACGACAAGAGAAAUAUGACUUUUUUUAAUGCAAUCCAUACAUUUCCCUUAAUGCUAGCUAGCUGUUUUACUAGAGACUGUAGUACUCCAA
Messenger RNA from Sinocyclocheilus rhinocerous, 1472 nucleotides. RefSeq names its product peroxisomal membrane protein PEX14-like. Gene Ontology annotation, molecular function: signaling receptor binding. The record is from RefSeq and is a predicted model, not a curated record. The coding region runs from base 36 to 1136 and encodes 366 amino acids. The transcript is spliced from 9 exons. Lineage: Eukaryota; Metazoa; Chordata; Actinopteri; Cypriniformes; Cyprinidae. Gene Ontology annotation, biological process: protein import into peroxisome matrix, docking. Gene Ontology annotation, cellular component: peroxisomal importomer complex; peroxisomal membrane.